This is a messenger RNA of Drosophila pseudoobscura, 818 nucleotides long. RefSeq names its product REPTOR-binding partner (gene REPTOR-BP). Gene Ontology annotation, molecular function: DNA-binding transcription factor activity. Bases 99 to 374 code for a protein of 91 amino acids. Gene Ontology annotation, cellular component: nucleus. Gene Ontology annotation, biological process: regulation of DNA-templated transcription. The record is from RefSeq and is a predicted model, not a curated record. Lineage: Eukaryota; Metazoa; Arthropoda; Insecta; Diptera; Drosophilidae. The transcript is spliced from 4 exons.
CUGUGUCAUUAGUGAAUCGAUAGCUUGUAAACUCUAUCAGAAAAAUGCUGCAGUAGAAAAGACCAAAACCUACAUUGUUGUGUUAGUAAAUAAUCUAAAUGGAAUCCCAAAAUAAUAAAAUGGCGGUCACGGAGGAAGCUUUUCCAUCAGUCCGCAAAGAAUGUGGAAAGAGAGGACGGAAGCCCGGAAGAAAAACAUCGACCGAAAAAAUAGAUAUAAAGGCCAAACUUGAACGUAGCAGGCAAAGUGCUCGGGAAUGCCGGGCCCGUAAAAAACUACGCUAUCAGUACCUUGAGGAGCUAGUUGCAGAUCGUGAAAAGGCCGUCGUUGCAUUGCGGGCUGAACUGGAACGUGUUGUACAUACUCUGGAGUAGACAAUUGAAUGAACAUGUCUCAACACCCAACACUGACCAGUUCCUGAAAGAAAUCGGAAUUAUUAAAGAAGAAUAAGUCAUGUUAAUCUAUAAUUAGAACUAUAAGCACAUAAAUAUUUUUCUUUCUUAAUUUAAUUAAACGCCCUUGCAGGAUAUUAUUAAUUUGGUUAUAUUUUUGUAUCGAAUAGAGUGAAGCGGCUCUAUCACAAUGAACUUUGGUAAAUACAUAUAUUAUAGCACUGGAAAUACAAAUAUACUAGAGCCCUGCAUGACGCUGAUUCUAACUGACCCAACGAAACGAAUACUGAAUCCAUUCGGUUGCCUGUUCAUACUAGGCUCUAAUACAUAUGUACCUCAGGCAAGAUUACUAAAAAAAAACAGUAGACUAUAUUUAACUAUAUGGAAUAAGUAUGUUGAUGUGCAUCAUGAAAUAAAUUUUAAAAA